Messenger RNA from Ricinus communis (castor bean), 3261 nucleotides. RefSeq names its product probable RNA helicase SDE3. The transcript is spliced from 5 exons. The coding region runs from base 377 to 3025 and encodes 882 amino acids. The record is from RefSeq and is a predicted model, not a curated record. Gene Ontology annotation, molecular function: RNA binding; 5'-3' RNA helicase activity. Lineage: Eukaryota; Viridiplantae; Streptophyta; Magnoliopsida; Malpighiales; Euphorbiaceae.
CAGUAACCGAUCCACACAAUCAGGACACGAUUUCAGACUCCAGAGAGUGACUAACUCUUCAGAGAAACCAAUGAGACUCUGCCACAUAACUCUUCAGUCUUCUUCUUUAUUCAUUUUUCUAUCUUAAUAUGGUUUGCCAACCAUUGCUCUCUUUUUGUGACUAGUUAGUACAGUGCUGUCGUACUACUGGGAUGGAAACCUUGACCCUUCUUUCAAUUGGAUCUUCUCUCGCCAUUUUCUUUUGUUAAAAGCAGAAACCGAGGUUUCCACUUUCAAGUUCAACCCACCAAAUGACCUCUUCUUUUUCUGUUUCUUACGUUGUAUUUUCAAUUUGAAUCCACUCUCUCAUCUCUCUUUCUCUACUUUCCGCUUAGUGAUGGGCACGAUUGAAGGCAAAUGGGAUGAUGAUGAGUACUCAGUAAUUGGAGACAAAGGUGAAAUUGGAUUUAUUGAUUAUCAGGAUGACAAAUCUGUGUGUAGUUAUGAUCCAAUUGAAGAGGGUCCUAUUUUCAUUUCUGUUCCAUUCCCCUUUGAAAAUGGGAAACCUCAGUCAGUGGUUCUUGGAGAAACUGCUUCAGAUUCAAUCACUAUUAAGAACACCACCGAUGAAGCCGUUGAUUUGUGGGCUAAAAUUUAUGCCUCCAAUCCCAAUAAUUCUUUCACACUUUCCUUGAUGGAGCCUCCAUCAGCAAAUGGUGGGAACAGCAGCCGAGGUUUCCUAGAGUCUUUUAAUUUGGAAGACAGAAUGCUUCAGGCUGGUGACUCGUUAACCGUUUGGCUAAAUUGCAAACCACAGGAAAUUGGAUUGUAUACUACAGUUGUGUAUUUUGAUGUGGGAAGUGAUAGAAUUGAACGAGUGGUUUUUCUGUUGGCUGAAGAUAAGAUAUCUAGGUCUUUGGCAUCAAAAAAGCCAUAUUCAAGAACUAGAAGAACGAAGCAGUUUACUGUGGACACAUAUGUUGCAGGUUCACGACCUAUGAGGAAGGCAGGAUGGGCAUUGAAAAAUAGGCUUCCUCGUUAUGAUAUUCCUAUGGAAGUUAGAGAAUUGAUUGAGAGCAAGCAGACCCCUGAUGCUGUCACAGGAGGUCUAACAAGAGAGAAUUAUGCUUCUUAUUUUAAAACCUUGUUGAUCAUGGAAGAAAUACACAUGGAGGAAGACAUGAGAUCUUAUGACAUGGAGGGUGUCAGGAUGAGGAGGAUGGGGAACGUUCUGGCCCUCAUGGUCCCAGGGCUUGCUGAGCGGAGACCUUCACUUGUCUACGGAGAUUACAUCUUUGUCAAGCUUGCAAACGUGGAUAAAACAACCCAGCCAUAUCAGGGCUAUAUUCAUCGUGUUGAGGCUGAUGAAGUGUAUUUGAAAUUUGACCCACAAUUUCACACCUGCCAUUCAGAUGGGAAUCUGUAUGAUGUACACUUCACGUAUAAUCGAGUCAAUAUAAGAAGACAGUAUCAGGCAGUAGAUGCCGCUGAAAAUUUGGAAAUGGAGCUCUUAUUUCCAUCCGAAUGCUUUGGAAAUAGGCUUACUGAAACUGCACCUCUGGUGCCAAUAACUUGUAACCUUAAUGAAGAGCAAAUGUGUUCAAUAGAGAUGAUCCUUGGCUGCAAAAGAGCUCCACCCUAUAUAAUUUAUGGGCCUCCAGGUACUGGUAAAACUAUGACAAUAGUGGAAGCAAUUCUCCAGCUGUAUAAAAACCGAAAGGAUACACGGAUUCUUGUGUGCGCACCCUCGAAUAGUGCAGCAGAUCACUUGCUAGAGAAGCUUCUCCGUGAGAAGGCUGCUAACAUUCGACAGAAUGAAAUAUUCAGACUCAAUGCAACUUCCCGACCAUUCGGAGAUAUCAAGUCUGAUUAUAUUCGCUUUUGUUUCUUCGAUGAGCUUCUCUUCAAAUGUCCCCCCCUCAGCGCUCUCAGACGCUAUAGGAUCAUCAUAUCAACAUUUAUGAGUGCUUGUUAUCUCUAUGCAGAGGGUGUUGAACGAGGUCAUUUCUCUCAUAUUUUCCUGGAUGAGGCUGGCCAAGCUUCAGAGCCAGAAAGUAUGAUCCCUUUAUCCAACCUCUGUGGGAGGGAUACAGUUGUCGUUCUUGCUGGAGACCCCAAGCAGUUGGGUCCUGUAAUAUACUCGAGAGAUGCAGGGGAUCUGGGAUUACAGAAAUCAUACUUGGAGAGGCUUUUUGAAUGUGAAUGUUACUGCAAUGGAGAUGAAAAUUAUAUAACAAAACUGGUUAGGAACUACCGAUGUCACCCAGAAAUUCUAAAACUGCCUUCAGAACUCUUCUAUGAAGGGGAGUUGAUUGCGAGCAAAGAGUCUAAUGAUGAUACCAUUUCCUUGUUGUCUUCGGUAAAUCUGCUUCCGGGAAGGGAAUUUCCUGUCCUCUUUUUUGGUAUACAAGGGUGUGAUGAGAGGGAAGGAAAUAACCCAUCAUGGUUCAACCGAAUUGAAGCAAGCAAGGUGGUGGAGAUCAUAAACAAACUGAUUGCUGGGGGAAAUCUGAAUGAGGUUGAUAUUGGGGUCAUUACACCUUAUAGGCAGCAAGUGCUCAAACUAAAGAAGGCCUUUGAUGAUUUGGAUAUGCCUGACAUAAAAGUUGGCAGUGUUGAACAAUUUCAAGGUCAAGAAAGAAAAGUAAUUGUCAUUUCUACUGUCAGAUCAACAGUGAAACACAAUGACUUUGACAGAGCUCAUUGUUUGGGUUUUUUGAGCAAUCCAAAAAGGUUCAAUGUGGCUAUUACCCGUGCAAUGUCACUGCUUAUCUUAAUCGGGAAUCCGCAUAUUGUCAAUAAGGACCCACACUGGAGUAAGCUUUUAUGGUAUUGUGCAGACCACGAGUCUUAUCAGGGUUGUGGUCUCCCAGAAGGAGAAGAGUAUGUUGAAGAAUAUCAAAUACAGGAUGAUGGUGCCAACUAUGACUAUUAUAACGGAAACCCUCAGUCCACUGAAGAGCAUGGAUGGAAUCAAGACUACUGUCAAGCAGAAACUCCAAAGCCUGUCACGGAUGAAACUGAAUGGUCUGAUGGUUGGAAGUAAAAUUUGAUUAAAUCUUCGCGUACAUUAAAACAAUUUAUGUUUAAUUUUGUUUUUGAUUUUAGAUAAGAUGCUUCCCUUGUUUUUGAAGGUGGAAAAUCUGGUGGUAAAUGAGGAAGCAAUAGGAUCUGGUGAAAUUUAAGAGUUGUUUACCAAAUGAAAUAUUUUGACUUGCAGGAUGUAGUGGUCUGAUACCACUGUGAACACUAGAAAGAAAUGGAAUGUUGAUAUUGUAUCUA